GUGCAUUCGAAAUGAUUAUCCAAGCCGGUAAAUUCCAAGCGCCCUUAUUUGGACCAAAUCUCCAGAUUUUGAAGUAUUUCGGUAUUUUACCUAAUAUGAAUUUUCAAACAAACCGAUUACAAGGCAGGAAAUUCAGCUUGUUCUAUGUAAUUUUUUUAUUGACUGUAAUCGUCCUAAUGGAAAUAUACAUCUGGGUGCAUAAGUUUUAUAUGGAUUAUUCUACGGAAAGUUAUUUACCAGUGAUCGUACGAGUGCUAUGUGAGCUGACCGGCUUCAGUAUGUUUGUUUGCGUAGUUACAUGGUCAUAUACCAAGCAAAAGCUCUGGGAGAAGUUGUUCCAAGAUAUAACUUCCAUAUACAUCCAACAGAUUAUGAGGGAGACGCAAGAACGGAAGAAAAGUGUUUUGAGGAAAGCAAACUUAUACUUCGUUCUCAUCUCUUUCCUAAUUUUGCUCUUGUACUGUUUGGACAUCAUUUUCUUCAGGAUCGAAUACCAGUCCAUUAAUUUCAUUCUAUCCUACGUAUAUUUUUACUACAAUUUCUUACUGUCCAAUGUCAUCGGCCACAUUGCAUCCGAAAUAUCCUCUCAGUACAAAUACAUGACAAACGCUGUAGCUGCCAGCGAGUAUACAAAUGAGCAAGAUUGCAAAAAAAUGUUGUCUGAAACCCGGAAAUUGUACACAGAAAUGCACAAAGUGAUUGAGACAUUUAAUACGCUUUUUGGAUACGUAUUGCUGCUAAUGGCAGUUCAGUGUUCUUUGCAAAUAUUGGAUUUUGGCGUGUUUUUAAUCGAAAUGGUUUUGCCGAAUUUUAAAUUCGAGUAUGAUGCCUUUUUCAUCUAUAUGGGCUUUAUUUUACUGGACCUGAUUUGGCUUUCUGUGGCUCAAUCUCGGUGCGAAAUGGCGAAAGACGAAUCAAUGAAACUGCGCUCUGCCUGUUAUAAUCUUUUGGACAAUUCAAGUGGUUCCGGCGAUCUUCAUCAAGAGCUGAAAGCCUUAAUCAAGCAAAUCAAGAACAGGCCUGUCCGGUUUACAGCAGCUGAUUUUUUCGAGAUAAAGCGAUCAACUACUUUUACUAUUGUGGGAGCGACUGCAACAUAUUUUAUCGUUUAUGUGGAGCUGAGAAGUAAUGAAAAUACCACAUGGAAUAAUGGCACUUUAUAAGACUGAAAAAGCAUUAUUAAUUAAAUAUUUACAAUUGCUUCCACCCAAGUACAAUUUGCUAUUUCAUUUCUUACUAAGAGCUGGCCAUAUAAUUUUUAGUUUUUGUCUCUGGCUUUUAAAUAGGGCUUUUAAAAAAUCUAUUGCUGUUGAAAAAAAUAAUCAAACACAUGCAAACAUAAAUAUUCGAGAAUAGGAAGUUCCUCGCACUUACAACAAUGCGACAAUAAACAUUUUUCUUCAAACGUUGAGUUUUUAAAUGAAAAAAAAAGUAUGGAAAGGGCAGAGCUUUCUAGUUUGAUGGCGUUAAGAGCAAAAAAUAUACUUCACUUAGGAUAUAUUAUUUUGUACGCUUGCUGUCCAUAUAUUUGCUCUAAUGCACUUGUCCAGUUGAUUAAUGCAAUAAUUUUCUACCAUUCACUUUUUACUUUAGACAAGCGAAUAAAAAAAACCGAUCUAAAUUGUUUUUGCAUCAUGAGAUUGAGCACAGAGCACAAAUAAAAUAUUUCA
Molecule: messenger RNA, 1670 nt
Organism: Dendroctonus ponderosae (mountain pine beetle)
Lineage: Eukaryota; Metazoa; Arthropoda; Insecta; Coleoptera; Curculionidae
Exons: 2
Coding region: 12-1163 (383 amino acids)
Biological process (GO): sensory perception of taste
Cellular component (GO): neuronal cell body; membrane; dendrite
Source: RefSeq, a predicted model, not a curated record